Molecule: messenger RNA, 444 nt
Organism: Trematosphaeria pertusa
Lineage: Eukaryota; Fungi; Ascomycota; Dothideomycetes; Pleosporales; Trematosphaeriaceae
Exons: 2
Source: RefSeq, a predicted model, not a curated record
UCUUCGCGCCACUUAACCCUCGCUUCACCAUGGUUCAAGCGGACUUUGACGUCGUCUAGUUCUAAAGAAGCGGUGCCUAACCUUACCGACGGCUGCUUCUACGUUAAUGCCUCCGACUGGGACGAAGAAGCCUUUCUGAUUCUUCUCAACAUCUUCCACCUCCGCAAACGCCAGAUCCCAAAGAUCAUGAGCGUUAAGAUGCUUGCGAAGAUCGCCGUGCUUGUUAACUAUUACGAGCUUGAGAAAGCAGAAGCCAUUAAGGAUUAUAUCAAUCAUGUAAGGCGUAGCUACGCGGUUCCAACCUCUUAUAGUCGAGACUUAGUGUUGUGGAUGUGCGUUUCGGCAGUUCUUAAUUUGUCAACAGAGUUCGAGAAGGCUACGGCUAUAGCGAUCCGGGAGAGCAUAGGGUCAAUCCAAACUUUAAGCCUUCCAAUCCCUCAGCGC